UCGUCUUUUUGCCCUAAUUAAACCCCCGAAACAGAUGAAAAGUGCAAACAAGUAGUACACGUUUAAUUUUCACUUAUAGACCACGCAAACCUUUGUCAUUUCACACUACUGUUCCUUUUAAUUAACACAAUACAUAUUCGUGUCGAUUGACUUCUUCAAAUUCUACGUAAUAAUACGAUUGCAAAAAUUUAAUUUGGUCAGAAGAGGAAUGUCGCUGCUGGGAGACAUAUAGUCACGUGGUUCCUGAGUUGUUCUCCCUCAAACCCCAAACCCCGCUUCAAAAAUGUACCCCCUCCCCGGUUAAUACGAUGAUCAUCGCACGAUUAACAUUUAGCAUUAUAUUUAGUAUGCGUCAUUAACUGCAUUAGCCGAUAAGAUCCGCGUAUGAAGUCAUUAGUCAAAAAAUUAGAUAAUUUCCGAGUUUUGUCCGUGUUUCACGUGGCAAGACAAACCGUAGUUGGAGACCACCACCCCCAUGCACGGCCCCGUCGAAGUGCUGGGGACGAAUUGCAUCGGGAGCGCGCUAUUCCUUCUUUCUGUCUCCUGUUCACCCAGCUUGUCACUGCCAAGUUUGGAUGCCCAGCGGCAUGUUAGUUUGCGCGCAGCUAAACCUGCAUGUAUUUUUUUGAAUGUAUUACUUACUUAUUCUUCCACUUUCGUAACAGAAUUGUCUGCAGAGACUGACGGAUAAUUUCCUAUGACCGGCAUUUAUCAUAAAGAAGGAUUAUGGGGCGCGCCAGGAUUUCAUCGAAUUCGGGAAUGAAAAUUAGUAUUUUCCAUCUAUGGCUGCAUUUAACUUUCUGGGGACUGAAUCUUUACUGAAACUGUGUUUGUUGGAGAAGUGAAUUACCAUAAGACCCCUGGAGCGUCCUGCAGGGGUGAGAAGCAGAAGCACCAACAUGCGGCUGUCACGUACCUCCUCCCGUGGCUUUGGAACCAGGCGCAAUCGAGGCAUUAUGAAGUUAUUGGCGUUAAGAAACAAUUCUACUUAAGUUAAUGAGGCGCUUUCCUCUCUAUUGCAGGCGUGGAACCAUGGAAAAUUAAAUUGCAUUGGCGGAAAAGUGCCAAGAUCGGUCAUUGCCGAAUAUAACACGGUCACGACACGGUCAAGUCCCCUAAGCCGUGCUUGACAACGGUGUUUAUUGUGUUUGAAUAUACAGAUAGUGUUACUUUACAUUCAUUCCUGAGCUGCUGGGACAGUUUUUGCUUUUAACAUCAAGGGGGUGACCAAAUGAUCAAUUUAUGUAGAGAGGCACCAUUUGUAACACUGUGUGUUUUCCUAUAUCUUUGUAACCUAAAGAACUGAUCCACAAUUCACCAGUUUAUAUGUUAAUACUCAGCAGAGUUGCCCUUUUAUACCAAGGAUACCCCUGGAGGUCCCGCAGUAUACCUCACGUCACAUGAGUCCUGGUUUGCUUAUACCUUCAUCCCAUGACCAAACUGAUCUACAUGAUUUCCAGGUGGCCUGAAAAGUCAGAACUCCAGACCACAGCACAGCAGGAGAUGAGCUAGAAAGCUGGGACUGGGUCCAAAGGGGUCAGGCCAUCCACCCCGACUGUGCGAUCAUCUCCCAGCACAUGAAAGCCCAGGAGCUGUGCUUGCAGAUAAGGAGGAGGGAGGCCCAAAACCGGACCACAAGGACGGGGUGUCGGACGGAGUGGGACGAGAUUCGCUGCUGGCCCCGGGCGGACGUGGGACAGGUGGUCAACGUGUCCUGCUCCGAGAUCUUCCUGCACUUCUCCAGUAGCCGAGGUUACAUCUCCAGGAACUGUACUGCAGAUGGCUGGACAGACCUGCAGCCUUCCUACGAAGAAGCCUGCGACUUCAGCAAGGGCUUGGAGCCAGUGUCUGAGGUUGCUUACCUCUCGACAUUCAGACAUGUGUACACAGCUGGAUAUGCUACAUCGCUGGUCUCUCUAAUAACGGCAGUCUUCAUGCUCAUAGCCUUCCGGAAGUUCCACUGCACCAGGAACUACAUCCACAUCAACCUGUUUGCCUCGUUCAUCCUGCGAGCGAGUGCCGUCUUCAUCAAGGACGCCGUCCUGUUCGCGGACGAGAACCUGGAUCACUGUUUCAUGUCUACGUCGUCAUGUAAGUGCGCUGUGGCCUUCUUCCAGUUCAGCAUCCUGGCAAACUACUUCUGGCUGCUGGUGGAGGGGAUGUACCUGCAGACCCUGCUGGCCCUGACCUUUGUCUCACACAGGAAGUACUUCUGGUGGUACAUCGUGAUUGGAUGGGGCGUACCUUCAGCAGUUCUGACAGUUUGGGUGCUGACCAGAUAUUUCACUGAUGACAGAGGGUGCUGGGACGAUACGGAAAACGUCGCCAUUUGGUGGAUCAUCAAGGCCCCGAUAACAGCGUCGCUGCUUGUCAACUUCAUCAUCUUCAUCAGCGUGAUCCGCAUCCUGAUGCAGAAACUGAGGUCCCCAGCGGCAGGCGGGUGCGAUGUCGGCCAUUUCAUGAGGCUGGCCAAGUCCACCCUGUUCCUCAUCCCCUUGUUCGGGACGCACUACAUGGUAUUUGCCUUUCUGCCGGAAACCGUGGGAGAAGCGGCCAGGCUUUACAUCGAGCUGGGCCUCGGAUCCUUCCAGGGCUUUGUGGUCGCUUUGCUGUACUGCUUCCUGAAUGGGGAAGUGCAGGCAGAGAUGAGGAGAAGGCUUUCAAAGUGGCAGAUGUCGGGCCGGCCGAGUCCCGUGGAGCGGCGGAAACCACCGUACCCUGACAGCAGCCUCAUCUCCCAGGUGACGGUGCUGGACAAGCCUGUGGGCAGGGGGCCUUCCUGCAGUGGGGGCAGCGAACCCAUCUGUGGCAUCUAACCGCAGGGCGGCUUCUGUUGGGACCCGGAGCAGGUGCAGCGGUGACACUUGUCGCCGAGCUGUCCUGAACUGAACAGCCUUUUUCCGGAGGAAGGGCGGAGAUUCCCGUGCGCGACCGUAAGCCUCAAGAUGCCAGGGCCAACACUCCUGGAUUUCACAGCAAUAACUGAACUAGCCCGCGCCGAGAUGUACAGUGUAUGUCAUUAAACGUGCAUGCACAUAACCAAAAUGCUGCCUCGUUAAGAACAGGUACUGGGUUUCCUCUUUACACGAGCCACGCCGAGUCAAUGAACAGAGGCUGUCUACCUGCCCCCCUUGACAGAGCAGUUGCUUUGACGUAGGGUAACAGUCUAUUUUUACACAUGGAUUUGUGCAAGAGCAGGCAAAAACACAGGCUAUUUCUGAUUACUUUGUCACUGAAAGUAAAUAGUGAAUAUUUACACUUUCUAUUUCCAGCACGCAGAUGCUGCGUGAGAUAAAAACUUCUUUGUGUUUCUCUUUCUGAAACUGCAACAAUAUUUUCCCAGUGUCAGAGAUUAUCAGCGGACCAAUAAUGUCCGGCGCACAGGUAACUAAGAACAUUUACAUUAAUUAGGGGCCGAAUGGUUGCUUGGAGUGUUAUCUGAGCUGCCUUUUGAUUGGCUGCAGUUCUGGGAUUUGCCGUGUUUGAAGGUCUGUUGCUGCAGGAAGCUGUAUACAGGUACUUUUAAACCACUCAUUCAGAAACACUGAACUGCUCUUCGAAGUGCUGCACAUGUAAUGCAAUGUUCUGUGCACAAAAUGGAUAUCUGAGCUUGAAAAUUACAACACGACAUACAUCACGUCACACAAUAGGAAAGGUACCUAUUUCGAUGGGGAAGAAACAGAACAUUUUAACUUGCUUUGUUAUUCUGCAUUGGUGUGUUUAAACUGGACAUUUUCCUAAAAAGUUGAUGGCGGGGGGGGGGGGGGG
Messenger RNA from Brienomyrus brachyistius, 3768 nucleotides. RefSeq names its product vasoactive intestinal polypeptide receptor 1-like. The record is from RefSeq and is a predicted model, not a curated record. The coding region runs from base 1578 to 2816 and encodes 412 amino acids. Gene Ontology annotation, cellular component: plasma membrane. Lineage: Eukaryota; Metazoa; Chordata; Actinopteri; Osteoglossiformes; Mormyridae. The transcript has 15 exons. Gene Ontology annotation, molecular function: peptide hormone binding; G protein-coupled peptide receptor activity. Gene Ontology annotation, biological process: adenylate cyclase-modulating G protein-coupled receptor signaling pathway; cell surface receptor signaling pathway.